AUGCCGGAAGCCGGAGGCAACCUGAGCGCGGUGCGCGGGGAAGAUCAAUUCGGUAGGACGCUCUGGGAGAAGGGCAAGAAUGGCGCGCUGGUGGUGGUCAAAUACGGCGCCGCGUGGUGCAAACACUGCCCGAUGAUGCUCCCGGAGUUUGGUGCCGCGGCGCGUCGGCACCCGGAGGCGCACUUCGUCCUCGCGGACGUGGACACCCUACCGGAAACCGGCAAGGACAUCAGGUUCACGCCCACGUUUUCGUUUUACCGCAGCGGCGUAAAGCUCGACGAGAUCACGCGCACGUCGCCGCAGCAGCUGAGGGACCACGUCUGGAUGCACGCGCCGGACAAGCCGUACGUGCCGGACGAUGCGUGA
Micromonas commoda is the source of this 366-nucleotide messenger RNA. RefSeq lists its product with no specific name. Lineage: Eukaryota; Viridiplantae; Chlorophyta; Mamiellophyceae; Mamiellales; Mamiellaceae. The record is from RefSeq and is a predicted model, not a curated record. The transcript has a single exon. Bases 1 to 366 code for a protein of 121 amino acids.